Saprolegnia parasitica CBS 223.65 is the source of this 1597-nucleotide messenger RNA. RefSeq lists its product as hypothetical. The transcript has 4 exons. NCBI's taxonomy places the organism in Eukaryota, Oomycota, Saprolegniomycetes, Saprolegniales, Saprolegniaceae. The coding region runs from base 20 to 1498 and encodes 492 amino acids. The record is from RefSeq and is a predicted model, not a curated record.
UUUCCUUCCUUGACGAGCGAUGGCGACGAAGCAGGCGAAGAAGCAGAUCACGCAGGAGACGUUCAACGACUGCGUGCGCGAGAACAUGGAGGAGUUCGAGAUGGACGAAGACGAAGCUGUCGCCGACGCCAUCAAGCAGUUUGAAUCCCAAGGCGUCGACUUGAGCUCGAUCGUCAAGGCGCUGACCACGUCAGUCGUGCAUCCGGUCGUCGUCGCCCUCGAAUCGUUGCGCGCGCUCGCCGCCGAUGCUACGGUCGUCACGCUGGACCAAGCGUCGCCUCACUACACGGUUCUCCUCGCGCACUUUCGCGCGCCCGACGCGGCGACGGCGACCAGCGCCAAAGAGAUGGCCGGCCGCAACGACGGCACGACUCUGCUUCUGCAUCUCUUGCAGGUCAGCGCCGACCAUAGCAUGCAGAUGCAGACGCUUGUUGUGCUUCACGCGAUGGUCAACGGCGUCAAGGACAACCAAGACUUUGUCGGCGUCGACGGUAUUCUGCAGUUGCAGGCGCUGGCUGCGCCGACGACCGCAACGCCGGUCCAGAACGCCGCUCUUGCCGCGCUCAAAACCAUUUGCGCCAAGCACGAGAGCAACAAGAAGCAUCUCAACCCAGCCGGGAUUCGCUUCCUCAUGUCGCUCCUCGAGACGCGGAAAGCGACGACCGACACCAAGCACAUUGGCGACCUCAUCCGCACGCUCACGAUCAACGACGAUCCGACGGCCAUGUUCUCGCAAGCCCACGACAUUGUCAAGCUCUUUGUGGACGAGUCGCUCAUUCCCAUGACGUUCGAGCACAUCAGCGUCGUCGCCUCGGACGCCGAUACGGUCGCGGUCUGGCUCGCCGUGCUCAAGCAACUUGCAGUGACCGAAGACAACUGCCGCAAGAUUGUCGACAGCGGCGCGCUGGACCUUGUGCCCAACCUCCAGGCGACCCAUGCCACGCACCGCGGCGUCAUCAAGCACAGCCUCGGGCUCUUGCGCAACAUUGCCGGCGUCGACGAGUACAAGCACGUGGUCACGACCAUGGUGCCGAGCAUUCUAGCGACGAUGCAGGAGCAUGCACGUGACGCUGGUAUCCAGAGCAUAGCCUGCGCGACGAUCGCGGCCGUGUGCCUGCGCUCGCCUGUCAACUGCCAGAAGGUCGUCAGUCUCCGCGCCCACGUCUGGGUCGCCACGGCCAUGGCGUCUUUUCCCGGACUUCCGUCGCUGCUGCGACAAGCCAGUCUGGCUCUUCGCAACAUGGUCGUUCGAAACGAGGAGCUUCGGCCGCUCGUGCUAGAAGAGCCGCAGGUCGAACUCAUGCUGCGCCACGCCAUGCCACUGCGCGGGUGUGGUGACGAGGCAUAUGCGGCGCUGCGCGACCUGGGUUGCGAUAUCCCGCUCGCCGCGAUUACGCAGCAAGGCUCUUGCAACUUCAACCCGACCAUGGACACGAGCAACAUGCUGCAGUCGUCGGUCGCCGCCAACGCGCGGGCGCCCUUCCCAAUGUCGCAGUAGCUGUGGAACGAGAAUGGCAUAGUACUGGUGUAGCAUUUUUCGCAAUGUAUAAAUCUAUCGACAAAGCAGGCUUACGACAUGGCGGCCCAGCUCUGCUCU